GAGCAGUGGGACCCAGGACGGCGCCAGGCGGAGGAGUGGCAGCGGCGUGGCGUCUUCAAGGGUGCCUACUUAGGGUCCGUCGCUCCGUUGAAUUAGUAGGUGUCAUCCCUUGGCGCAGUGAGUGUUGGAGUGCCACAGCCGCCGCCACAGCCGCCGCACCCUCCCCGCUCCCGUCCCCUCCCUGGGCAGUGAAGGGCGGCCACUCGGUGUUAGUGCCCGACCCUCUGGUGGCUCAGGCCGUGACAAGUGCCGCCGGGAACACCUGCUCGGGACCCAGCGAAGAGCCACGCCCCUCCAGCCCGCCAGAGCCGUGACCCAGGCAAGCGAGGCCCCGGAUGUUGACACCUGUACCUUGAUCUGCGUGGUUGUGCCCUGGAGCACCACCCGGUUCCUCGGACCAUCAAGAAUUUUAUCAUCUCCCUCGAUACAUCUACGUCCCUCCGUCUCCCCUUCCCCCCCUCCGUCAGACAACACUGCACCAGCCAGAGUUCAAGUGGAUAUCAAUUCCUGAAGACGUCUUGCCCGCUGAAGAGUGUACGUUUUGUGUGGAUGAACUAAUGUUGGCGUCACCGGUUGGUGCUAACAUGUGACUACGACGCUCUAAAAAAUCAUGUAAAAAUUGGCCCUUAAGAAAAAACAGGGUUGACAUUGAAAUUAUAUUCGAGUGGAAACUAAUAGUAUAUACACGUAAAGAACAGAUAGAGAUGAAAAACUAUGGUGAACGGUAAUGAUAGGAAAAUAACUAUUAAAAGCCUUUCGAAAAUAUUAUAGUAAAAGACGCGACGAUAACCAGGCAGUAACACGAAUGAAAAAACGAGGAAACUAAAAGGAAAUAAACUAAUGGAAACUAAGUGAACUAAACAAAUCAUGAAAGUGCAUCAUAGAAAACAGAUAAAUAAGGAAAAAUUAAACUAGAAAUAAAGAAAAAAUGGAGCUGUAUGAGUGAUGGAAGCCAACACCACCACAACCACCACCACCGCCUUCCCGUCACCACCACCACCACCACCUACAGCCACCCUUCGAUCUGACCUCCCCCCCCACGAUGCCGCUGACCUGGCUGGGGGCGUGGCCAAGGAGUACUAGCAGCCCCCCCGCCCCCCCGCCCCGGCCCCCCAGCAACUCCGCCCCCCCUACCAUGCCGCUGCCCGCCCCGACACGAUCAGACCCCGCCUCCUCGUCUUAGCAGAGCGACAUGUUACUUCAGACCCGCGGACGCUUGCACGACACAAGAUGUCCGUUGGUCUGUCCUGUGCGGGUGAGGGUGUGCCUGUGGGUGUGGGUGUGGCUGUGGCUGUGGACCUGGACAGGUGUGGCCCUGAGUGUGGGUCAAGGUGCAAGUGUGGGGCGAGGGACCAUCCUGCAGGACUUCCCUAUUGCAGCCGAGGAAAACUUUUACUCCUUCAACCCCGAUGGAACGUACACCUUCUCCUACGACACAGGGGGUGGCAAGCACCAGAGCUUCCGUAUCGAGAUGAGGGACGCCUCUGGAAAGGUGUCCGGGCGGUUUGGCUAUGUGGAUCCUGCCGGGGCCCUGCACAUCACAGAGUACCAGGCAGACAGUGGCGGCUACAGAGCCAGUGUAGAAGUGUACCACCAGGUCAGCCUUGCACCUCCUGAGCCUCUUGUGGUGGGCCCCCUGCCAAAGCGCCCUCCCUCUACCCCCAAGCCUCCUGAGGACCCCCCAAAACCACCCACCAUGCGCCCCGUGGGACCCGCCCCCUUCUUCCCCCCUCCACAGUCCAUUCUAAUUAUCGGGACACUUCCCAAACCUCUCCAGCCAGAGGACAGCGAACCAGACGAAGAUGCCCCAGACCUGGACGAGGAGUCUCUCUUCAUAUUACCGUCUGACCCUCCAGUACCCAACGUGGUGCCCCUCAGCCCAGUGGGGAACACCUCACCCAGGGACAGGCUAAACACCCCACCAGGCACUGAUGUAGUGAGUAUCCUUCAAGGAACACUCACUGACAUCCCCCAGGAGCCCUCUGAGGAUGAUUCUUCAACAAAUAGUACAGUCCCAGCUCCUGAUGUGCUUCCAGAAGACAGGGACCAACCAGGGGAGUCCAAGGAGCCAGGCAAUGGUGGCCCAGGCCAGGCAGGAGCACCAAGCAUUGCUCACACUAACCGGCGACUGCCAGAGCUGCCCCAGCCCACCAAGGACAGUGACUCCAUAACUCAACUAGAGGAUGACAAAAUUAACCCAACCAAGACAAAUCCAGAAAUAAAAGCUAAAAACAGAACACAGUCCUCUCACCACACAGCAGAGGACACUCAUGACAGUGACAGUGUGCAACACAAAUACUUCCCAAACAGUGAGUCUCUUCAGCCCUCUGCCACCACCAUCACCACCUCCACAAUCUCUAGACUAGCUGAAAGAGGUGCACAUGGACCAACUCCUGCGGUGGUGAGCACAUCAUUAGUGUUGCCAGCCACACAGGAGGACACCAAGAGCCAGCCAAGGGCAUCGCAUAAUCCUCCUCCUCCCUCUCCCCCUCCCCUCACUUACCUUCCAGUGGGUGCCCCUCGCCACCAGUACCCCACAGCACCCCUCCUCCAGCUGCCGCAGCGGCCCAAGAGCUACCCAGCCUGAGUCUCCCGCAGCACACGUGGAGCUGCAGACAGGACUAUCCUCCCAGAAGUACGGCAGUGACUUGUGUAGUGAACCUGAAAAGGUCGGGGAGACCUAAAUCAAAGUGGACUCAAAGAAUUUUACACAAUGUAACCAAUAGGAAAUUUAUAGUAGUUGUAUAUGUCAAACAGAAAUGGAAAAAGUACCAUACAUGUUUGUGUCACACCACACACUGAAGUGUAUUACAGACAUGGAUCCGAUGCAGAGUUUCUUGCUCUUCAGCCAAGUGUAAAACGUGUGUUCAUGUGAUACAUAGGAAUAAAAAUAAAUCUGACCAGUAACUCCUGAGUGGAUGGUGCACGAAAGUGAAAGUAUUGCUCACACACAUUAGGUUCCUCAGGGGACUGACUAGAGUAAUCAAAAUCUUUACAUUUAACAAAGUAUGCAGAUGUGCAUACUAUCAAAGUUAAAGAAAAUGGUAUCAAACAAGUGAAAUGUAUCCUGCAUGAUGAGACAUUGAACAGCAGGACACUGUGCCUGUCCCUCCCAGUGAGCCAACAAUGCCUGACUUUGUCAUUUCCAAGGACGUGUUCACAAGGUGCAAAAAUCUCUAGUUCCUCCACCAUUUGUGUCCAGAAACUGUGAUGGACUCAACCAGAGCAUCACACUUGCUAGUCAUGUUCAGAAUAAUGCAAUGACAACCUGUUGUAGUCAACAGAAAACUCUUAAAGAUCUCUUCAUAUUCUGAAUCACAGUCAUACUCCUUUUUGCCAAAUGCUAAAAGUAAUUACAUAUACUUUGUAAAUAGUCACGAGAGCAUUGAUUCCACGAUGACUAAUCCAGACACAUGCUGUGAAGACACAUGCUGUGUGGCACUACAAGGGUGAUGCUGACCCAGCAGGCACAGUACAAGCCUUCCCUCCAUGAAAUCAUGUACAAACUAACACUGUGUCAUAGAUGUUUCCAUACACUGUGAAUUCUAAUCUCCUAUAUUACUUGCUGGUGUUUGAAACAAACAGUGCACUCUUCCAAUGAGACUGGAGGUUCUUGUUUGUAGGAAUGGUUUCAUGAAUUCCAAUCAGCAAGGCAGGUGAUGGGUGUGCCUAGUAACAGGCAACCAUACAUUACUAUAACUGUAAAGCUGAUGACCUUAACAAUAAAUCUUUAAAAACUG
Molecule: messenger RNA, 3740 nt
Organism: Eriocheir sinensis (Chinese mitten crab)
Lineage: Eukaryota; Metazoa; Arthropoda; Malacostraca; Decapoda; Varunidae
Exons: 6
Coding region: 1193-2587 (464 amino acids)
Cellular component (GO): chitin-based extracellular matrix
Molecular function (GO): structural constituent of chitin-based larval cuticle
Source: RefSeq, a predicted model, not a curated record